UACAAGAGCCGGCUCAAAGAACCGGCUCGUUCGUGACCAACACAUCACCAGACUCGUCACGUGACGUCAGUUCGCUUGUAGUGUAGUUGAGCUCAGCAGCUGUUAGCUUCCUGCUGCUGCUGCUGCUGCUGCUGUUGUUGUUGUCCGGUUCAGUCUGUGAUGCUCUAGACUCUCACAGCUCACCGGUUGACUGGAACAUGGAGCGGUACGGGUCGGACACGGAGGGGGACGAGACACCGCUGCUGCACCGAGGACACGAAGACAAAGUCCAGAGAGCCCCAGCAUGCUGCUCAUCACGCUAUGGCCUGGCACUGCUCUCCUCUUUUGGCUUCUUCGUGGUCUACUCCUUGCGGGUGAACCUCAGUGUGGCCAUGGUGGACAUGCUUAACAACACCCACCAAGCCAGCACCAACCACAGCGACUCAGUGUGUCCCGCUCAUGCCAACCCUCCACGGCCUAAACACAACCACACGGCCAGUACGUACGACUGGGACUCUGAGACACAGGGUUUGAUCCUGGGCUCCUUCUUCUACGGCUACAUCCUGACACAGAUCCCCGGGGGCUACCUGGCCGGCCGCUAUGGACCGAAGUGGCUGUUGGGCUUUGGAAUCCUGGGAACUGUAGUUUUUACGCUGCUCACCCCUGUGGCUGCUGACCUGGGUGCAAGCUACCUCAUCGCUGUCAGGGUGCUGGAAGGGAUAGGAGAGGGAGUGACAUUCCCUGCAAUGUACACCAUGUGGGCAGCGUGGGCCCCACCGCUGGAGAGGAGCCGACUGCUCACCAUUUCCUACAUUGGAGCCCAGAUGGGGACGGUUAUAUCUCUUCCACUGUCUGGUCAAAUCUGCUUCUACCUGGACUGGACCUACAUCUUCUAUAUAUUUGGUGCUGUUGGCCUGGUGUGGUUCGUCUUGUGGGCCUUCCUCGUCUUUGACAGUCCAAACACUCACCCACGGAUAUCAGAGCAGGAGAGACUCUACAUCACCAACUCACUCAAGAACGAGCUGUCCACCUCAGCAGGCAACAUCCCCUGGCGAGCCAUAGUGACGUCCAGACCGCUGUGGGCCAUCGUCGUGGCUCACUUCUCCUACAACUGGACCUUCUACACCCUCCUCACCCUGCUGCCAACCUACAUGAAUAAAGUACUGGGAUUCAGCAUACAGCAGAACGGGAUGCUGUCAGCUCUUCCUUACCUGGGCUGCGCUGUGAUGGCCGUGCUGAGUGGACAGCUCGCCGAUUACCUUCGGGAAACCCUCUCCUACCGCACCGUCAUGGUCAGGAAGUCCUUCUCCCUUGUUGGUAUGAUCGGGCCGGCGGUGUUCCUGGUGGCAGCAGGUUAUACAGGAUGUAACUUCACCUUGGCUGUGACCUUCCUCACCAUCUCCUCGGCUCUGGGCGGAGUGUCGGCCUCUGGCUUCAACAUCAAUCACCUUGACAUCGCUCCUUCGUAUGCUGGUAUUCUCCUGGGAAUCACCAACACCUUUGCCACCAUUCCUGGCAUGGUGGGACCAAUCAUAGGAGGAAGACUCACCACACAAAACACCAUAGAGGAAUGGCAGAGUGUUUUCUACAUCGCUGCUGCCAUCAACCUGUUUGGAGCGGCGUUCUACACUCUGUUUGGCCGAGGAACGGUGCAGCCCUGGGCCGUCCACACAUCCUACUCUCACGGAGACUGAGGCAGAAGACGAGUGCCGGACUCGUCCAUUUGAUGAUUCUGAUUGGUCAGGUGGACAGGUCUCAAUUAUGGUCUUAUUCAACGGGUAAUCAGCGAGAGGUGUGGUCCAGCUGUGCUGAUAAUUGUCAAAGCACGGCUGAGUAACAGUGAGUUACAGCCAUAAUACCCUCGAGGGAUGUUCUUUACUGUGACUGCCAAGAGUCUGUUGACAGAUAAACCCACAGUCACAGUAAUGAACAAAGAAGACUGAAGUGAAUAUAUCUUGGAGGCAAAAAUAAUCAUUUAGCAGAGCAAAUAAUCACAGUAUGCAUCUCCAAGAAGUAUCAGAGGAAGCUGUUAUUAUGAAGCUGAGCAAAAGGGAUGUAGCCAGUUAGUUAGAUAGCUACAGGUUAUCUAAAAGCAUUAUGAACAUGAGACUAAAACUGUGUAUAAGGGCCAUUGUAGGAAAAAAUAAUAAUAAUAAUUACAGAGCCGGGGAAGGAGUGUAAUAUUCCGGGAAAAAACUCACAAAUUUUGCGAGAAAAAUACUGCAGUGCAAAGCUGUGGUAGACACCAUCUAAAUUCCAUUGCUUCUAAAGUAUUGUUUUUAUGGUACGGUUCGCCUCGGAGCAAGGCGAAGAUCUUGAAAGAUACAUAUACACCUUUUCUUUCACGUUCUAUGUGUUCUUUUAUGAACAUAGAUAAAUACUAAUAUUGUAGAAGUUACAGGGAAAUAGAGACGAACAACUUCUAUCUUUGGUUACACGGAGACGUGUCUUUUAUUUCAGCACAGCUAACACUAAAAACCACCCGAUAAGACGUUACUCGGAAUACGCUGAUACCUUAGUCACACACUGGGGGCGUCAUGAUCUUGAUUCUAAAUCGAUCAAAAUGAAAGCGAGUAUUUGUUUUCUCCCCGCCUACUUGCGUGCGUCCUAUUUCAAAGACGACACAGCGUAGCUUACCUGUAGCUGCACUUGGAGACACCGUGGCCUCUGCCGGAGUCGAAGAGGAUGGA
Molecule: messenger RNA, 2669 nt
Organism: Sebastes umbrosus (honeycomb rockfish)
Lineage: Eukaryota; Metazoa; Chordata; Actinopteri; Perciformes; Sebastidae
Gene: slc17a5
Product: solute carrier family 17 member 5
Exons: 11
Coding region: 198-1673 (491 amino acids)
Biological process (GO): transmembrane transport; monoatomic anion transport
Molecular function (GO): transmembrane transporter activity
Source: RefSeq, a predicted model, not a curated record